Messenger RNA from Phoenix dactylifera (date palm), 1277 nucleotides. RefSeq names its product Calcium-binding EF hand family protein. Gene Ontology annotation, molecular function: calcium ion binding. The record is from RefSeq and is a predicted model, not a curated record. Gene Ontology annotation, cellular component: endoplasmic reticulum. NCBI's taxonomy places the organism in Eukaryota, Viridiplantae, Streptophyta, Magnoliopsida, Arecales, Arecaceae.
CCAAAGUAGCCGGCCCCUCGCCCAGAGAGCCGAAUCCUCGUCCACCUCCGGCCAACACCGCCGCCGCCGGAAAAAUGGUGAAGCCGGGGGUGGUUUACCUCCUCCUAGCCAUCGCCUUCGUCAUCCUCCUCUCCUUCUCCCCUACGCCUCAUGCCAGCCAAAAACGCCGCCAUGGCCGCCGUCUGGCCCACCACCAUGCCUCCUUCGAUCCAUUGGUGGAUAAGCUCGAGCGGCGGGCCGAAGAGCAGGGCUUGCUCGACCCCGAUACCUUUCAGGAGAAGUUGAACGCCAUUUUCGAUGACCGGGACUGGAGCAAAGUGCCAGAGUUUGGGGUGUUUGAGGAGUACUUCGGCGAGGAGGGCCGGCUCAAUGUAACAGAGCGGUUGACGUAUCUCUUCCCAUUGUUAGAUAGGUAUCCAGAGGAUGGGACAAUUAGCUUCCAAGAGCUCGAGGUUUGGAACCGGAGGCAGGCGCUGGACCGACUGAUCUACAGCACCGAGAGGCAGAUCAAAUUGCAUGACAAAGAUGGCGAUGGAGCAGUUACCCUUGAAGAGUUUUUGUCUCAUCUUUCCAAAGAAGAGAUAGAUUGGGACAACAAGGAACGUGGUAAAGGAGGGUGGUGGAAGGAGCAGUUUCUGAAUGCAGAUAAAGAUGGCAGUGGAUCGCUUGAUAGCACCGAAUUUAGGGACUUCUUACACCCUGAAGAUAGUAGAAAUCCAGCAAUCCAAUUGUGGCUGCAGAAGGAAAAACUAAGAGAAAUGGAUCAGAAUGAAGAUGGGAAAUUGAGUUUCGUGGAGUUUCGUGAUCGACUUGAUGGCAUCUAUCUGAGUUUUGCUUCAUCUGAAACUGAUGGGGCAGAUGACUCCAAGCAUCAUCAAGAUUAUGCCAAAAGAAAAUUUGGAGAGCUUGAUGUCAACAAAGACAAAGUUUUGACAGCAGAAGAACUGAAGCCCAUAAUUCAUCACCUUCAACCAGGGGAGUUUUCUUAUGCCAUGCAUUUCACAAAGUACUUGAUGCAUGAGGCUGAUGAUGACAGAGAUGGCAAAUUGACACUGAAGGAGAUGCUAAACCACCAUCAGGCAUUCUAUAGUGCUGUUUUCGAGGAAGGGCCCUUUGAUGACUAUGAUGAUGUUGAUGAUGAUUAUGAUGAUGUCCAUGAUGAGUUCCGGUGACAAUCACCAUUUGAGAUCCCUUUUUUUUUCAAGAGGGAUUUUUGGUGGGACUGUACUACCUUAACAAUUUUUGCAAAGAAAAUGACGGUUAUACCUUUCUCAGAA